Prinia subflava (tawny-flanked prinia) is the source of this 3263-nucleotide messenger RNA. RefSeq names its product ETS proto-oncogene 2, transcription factor (gene ETS2). NCBI's taxonomy places the organism in Eukaryota, Metazoa, Chordata, Aves, Passeriformes, Cisticolidae. The coding region runs from base 495 to 1934 and encodes 479 amino acids. Gene Ontology annotation, cellular component: nucleus. The transcript has 10 exons. Gene Ontology annotation, biological process: cell differentiation; regulation of transcription by RNA polymerase II. Gene Ontology annotation, molecular function: DNA-binding transcription factor activity, RNA polymerase II-specific; sequence-specific DNA binding. The record is from RefSeq and is a predicted model, not a curated record.
GCCGAGCGCGGCUGUGCCGGUACCAGCGACGACAACAAGCGGAGGGGCCGGGCUUGAGGGAGGCGGGCCCGGCCGCCUCCCCCCGCCCGCUGAAGAGCGCCUGCGAGGGCGGGCAGGCGGCAGAGCGAGGAGCGGAGCCGAGAGGAGCCGGGUGGCAUCGGAACCAGGGCAGAACCGGGGGAGAACCAGGGCAGAACGAGCGCGGAACCAGCGCGGCAUCACCGCGGGCCGCCCUCACCCGCGGCCCGGCCGGCAGCGCCCACGCACCGCGGGCACCCGCCUGCCUUGCCUGCCGCAUCCCGCCCCUUCUGUGCCCCCCUGCUUCGGCCGGGACUCUCCGCCGGGAUCAGCGCUGUUGUUGUUGGCCGGCGCGGCCGCGUCGAGGAUAUUUUGGCUCGCCCGGAGGCAGCGGCGCCUCGAUCCCUUGGACGCCGCGUGUGGGGCCGGGGCCGCCGCCGGGGAGGGAGCGCAGGAGCGCCGGCACCGCGGGCCAGAUGAGUGACUUUGGGAUCAGGAACAUGGAUCAAGUGGCUCCCGUGUCCAACAUGUACAGGGGAAUGCUCAAGCGUCAGCCGGCGUUUGACACCUUUGACAGCUCAAACUCGCUUCUUGCUGGAUAUUUUUUCUCACUCAGUGAAGACCAAACGCUUCAGGAAGUGCCAACGGGAUUUGACUCCACUUCUUAUGAGUCGAACAACUGUGAAUUGCCUCUGUUAACCCCGUGCAGCAAGGCCGUGAUGAGUCAGGCCCUGAAAGAUACUUUCAGUGGUUUCACAAAGGAACAGUGUCGGCUGGGUAUCCCAAAUAAUCCCUGGCUAUGGACUGAACAGCAAGUUUGCCAGUGGCUUUCAUGGGCUACCAAUGAGUUCAGCUUAGCAAAUGUGAACUUCCAUCAGUUUCUUAUGAGUGGCCAAGACUUGUGCAACCUGGGCAAGGAACGUUUCUUGGAACUGGCACCCGACUAUGUGGGUGAUAUUCUGUGGGAGCACCUGGAGCAGAUGAUAAAAGACAGCCAAGAGAAAACACAGGAUCAAUAUGUGGAGAACUCUCACCUCACCUCAGUUCCCCACUGGGUCAAUAACAAUUCCUUAACUGUUAAUGUAGAUCAGAAUUCCUAUGGAAUGCAAAUGCCUGGAUACCCUAAACCCCUCAGUUAUCCCAAACCAAAUCUCCUGACUGACGUCUGUCAGACUUCCACAGCACCGAAUCUCCUCAACCCAGAACAAGACUUCCCAUUGUUCCCUAAAACCCAAGCAGAUGCUGUUGGUGUGAACUACUGUGCAGUAAACCAAGAUUUCCCAAGGAGCAACCUCAAUCUGCUGAUGGAUAACUCUGGCAAGCUGAGAGAACAUGAAUCCAGUGACAGUGGUGCUGAGAGCUACGAGAGCUCGGAUUCCAUGCUGCAGUCCUGGAACAGCCAGUCCUCCCUGGUGGAUUUGCAGCGUGUGCCAUCCUACGAGAGCUUUGAGGACGACUGCAGCCAGUCCCUGUGUCUGAGCAAACCUACCAUGUCCUUCAAGGACUACAUUCAGGAACGGAGUGAUCCUGUGGAGCAAGGGAAACCAGUUAUACCAGCAGCCAUCCUGGCUGGCUUUACUGGCAGUGGACCUAUCCAGCUGUGGCAAUUCCUUCUGGAGUUACUGACUGACAAGUCCUGUCAGUCAUUCAUUAGCUGGACAGGAGAUGGAUGGGAAUUUAAACUUGCUGACCCAGAUGAGGUGGCGCGGCGGUGGGGCAGGAGGAAGAACAAACCCAAGAUGAACUACGAGAAGCUGAGCCGGGGCUUGCGCUACUACUACGACAAGAACAUCAUCCACAAGACGUCGGGCAAGCGCUACGUGUACCGCUUCGUGUGCGACCUGCACAACCUGCUGGGCUACACCCCCGAGGAGCUGCACGCCAUGCUGGGCGUCACGCCCGACACCGAGGACUGAGCCCGGCCCCGCCUGGCGCAUCUGCAACCUCGGCUGGGGCGCGGGGACGACGCCCGGGAGCGCAGCCGAGCCCCCGCCGCGCUCGGGGACGGGGAGGCUGCCCACAGGCGGGACCUUCAUCCAUUUUGUGGAGAGGGAGCGGCGCGGCCGGCGGGGCUGCGCGGGAGCGGGCGCUGGCGGGGAGGCGCUGGGGAAGCUCCCGGGGUCGGUGUUCCAGCUGCCCUGCCCUGCUUUGGACGCUGCCCUGUGAGGAUGGGCUGGCUUUGGAACCAAAGGUUGGCUGUGAGAAACCAGAGCUCGGAUGUUUCUGAGAUACCGCCGUCCUCGUGCAGUUUAUUUAAAAGCAAAGUAAUUUAUUCUAAAUGAGCAGUAAGGAGACUGGUAUUCCUUUUUGUUUUAAAGCACGUUUUUAUUAUUAUUGUUACUAUUAUUGUUACUACUCCAGAAAUGUGCUGCAUAGGUACAUAAACACUCUCGUGUCCAAAACCAGAUGUAGCAAUUAUUAACAAAAAAAAAUACAACCCACCCUUUAAAAGAAGGGAAGGAAAAUCAUACCAUUUCAAUAUUCAGUUUGUAUAUAUUCUGUGAUUCCUUUGGAAACUCCUAAUGUUCCUAUUUAACAGAUACUGUAUAGUGUAAAUUAAACUAAUUGUAUGUGUGUUUUGAAAUAGGAUGAAUGUAAACUUACCAAAUGUGGGGGGUGGUUUCAUGUUUGUCUAGCAUAUACGACCUUCUGCAAAUAUUUAAUUGGCCUGAGAGACAGCAGAAGUUCUAUGCUCAGUGUGCAUGCAUUUGGGGGGGCAGGGAGGGAGGCCGGGCUCAGGAUUUUGCCAAGGCUGAAGCUGGCAAUUCUUUGUGCAUUUUGGCAUUUUUACAGGAAACUAACGUUGUAUUCUGGGACUUAAAAGGGCCUGUUUGUGGUUUCUUCUGUAACUGAAAAAUGAAAAUAUUAAUAUGGGUAAUAUUACCUUUUUUCUUUAUAAAUGGCAUAUGUUUUUCAACUUCUAUGCAUGUACUUUUAAAAAAAAGUUUAUAUACAAGCCUUAUUUUUUCAGUUCACUUGUCUCUUCCUGCAGUUUAUUCUGUAUGAUUAAAAUACGAAUUCUAUUUUUGGAAAUAACUGUGACUCCUUUUCAAAGAUCAGGAGGGUUUUAUGUAGCAGCUAUUUUUACUGCAAAAAAAAAAAAAAAAAGGAAAAAAAAUCACUGGAAAAACGUACUUUGUAAGAAAGCUUUAUUUUUUAUCUGAGCUUGAUGUACAGUUAAAUGUGUUGUACAGUGUGAGAGGUUUAAAAAUAUGACUCCUCAUUAAAACCUCUUGAGAAGAAAA